AUGGAUUGGGUUAUGAAACGUAAUGGUUCAAAUGAUGCUAGUGAUGGGACAGUAUGUGGACGACCAUUUGGUUGCAGCAAUGAGGGAAUAAUUCAGUUCUUUCAAAGAUUGGAAAUCGUGCCAAAUGGGAUAACACUGACGAUAGACAACCAGGGGAGAAGCACAGGGGAGGACUUCGUGCAGUUUGCUUCAAAAGCGAUAGAAAAUGCUCUGGGGAAACUCAAGGAAAGAAUAGGGCACAGGUGUAUUGAGAUCUUAAGUAGCAGGAGUGAAAUCAAAGGAUUUUAUGAUCCACCAAGAAGAUUAUUGCUGGGACAGCGACCGGGGCCAUAUGAUAGACCAAUAGGAGGAAGGGAGGGUUAUUAUGGAGCAGACCGUGGAAGUUAUGGAGGUUUUGAUGACUAUGGCGGAUAUACUAAUUAUGGCUAUGGAAAUGAGGGCUUUGAUGACAGAAUGAGAGAUGGAAGAGGUAUGGGAGGACAUGGUUAUGGCAGAGCUGGUGAUGCAAGUUCAGGUUUUCACGGUGGCCAUUUCGUACAUAUGAGAGGGUUGCCUUUUGGUGCAACUGAAAAUGACAUUGCUAAUGUCUUCUCACCACUAAAUCCAAUACGUGUUCAUAUUGAUAUUGGACCUGGCGGCAGAGCAACAGGAGAAUCAGAUGUAGAAUUUGUGAUACAUAAAGAUGCAGUAGCUGACAUGUCUAAAGAUAAAAUAACAUGUGGCAUCGAUAUUGAACUCAUCUUGAAUUCUACUCCUGGAGGCAUCUCUGGAAUGGGAGGUUCUGGAAUGGGAGGCUAUGGCAGAGAUGGAAUGGAUAACCAAGGAGGUUAUGGGUCUGUUGGAAGAAUGGGAAUGGGGAACGAUUACAGUGGAGGAUAUGGCAUUCCUGAUGACUUGGGUGGUUAUGACCGUGGUGGUAAAGACAGUGGAGGUUACUUUGGGCAAGGUGGCCUGAGUGGAAGUGGAUGGCGUGGGAUAUACUGAAAGCAUAACCAUUAACACACACGUCCUGGCGACAACAUCUGAUCUACUAGACUCUCCUACAGAUUUCAUUUCUUUUGUAUUUUGAGAACUUUAUAAUGACCGAAGGGAUGUGUUUUCAAAAUAUUAUUUCGUAAAGCAACAGAUUGUGAUGGGAAAACCUGUUUUCUGAAGGCUUUAUUUGUUGCAUACUUUGACUUAAAAAUAAAUUUUUAUGUUAAAAAAA
Carlito syrichta (Philippine tarsier) is the source of this 1207-nucleotide messenger RNA. Its product is annotated as heterogeneous nuclear ribonucleoprotein H3-like. NCBI's taxonomy places the organism in Eukaryota, Metazoa, Chordata, Mammalia, Primates, Tarsiidae. Gene Ontology annotation, molecular function: RNA binding. The coding region runs from base 1 to 984 and encodes 327 amino acids. The record is from RefSeq and is a predicted model, not a curated record. Gene Ontology annotation, biological process: regulation of RNA splicing. The transcript has 2 exons. Gene Ontology annotation, cellular component: nucleoplasm; ribonucleoprotein complex.